AUGGACCUGGAUGACGAGGAGCUCCUCGAUGCAUUCAAACUCACGUAUCCCGGAGAUUCUCUCACAUCCACCCAGGCAUUCAUGCGUGGUCAUGGCACUUACGUCGCACAAGACGAGGUGAUUGCUUCCGUCGCUGGACCGGUCGAGCGGGUGAACCGACUCAUCACCGUCCGCGCGCUUCGCUCAAGAUAUAAUCCUGAAGUAGGGGACUUGGUCAUCGGUAGAAUUACGGAUGUACAGCCCAAGCGAUGGAAGGUAGAUGCCAACUCGCGUCAAGACGCAGUACUCAUGCUAUCGUCGGUCAACCUCCCCGGCGGCAUUCAACGACGUAAAGUAGAGAGCGACGAGUUGCAAAUGCGCAGCUUCUUCGAGGAGGGUGAUCUGUUGGUUGCCGAAGUGCAAGCUUUUUUCUCAGACGGAGCGAUGUCACUCCACACUCGGUCGCUGAGAUACGGCAAGUUACGGAACGGACAGCUGGUUUCGAUACCCCCCAUUCUCGUGCGGCGGCUAAAAUCGCAGUUUCUGACCCUCCCCUGCGGGGUUGAUCUGAUUCUGGGCCUGAACGGAUACAUCUGGGUAAGCAAACACAUCAAGGCCAACGACCAGGAGGGCGAAGAAGGUUUUGACGCGCAAGCUGUGUAUUCCAAUCAAAAUGAUCAUAUCGACCAAGCAACUCGGCUGGCCAUCUCGCGAGUUACUAAUAUAAUCCAUAUCCUAGUCGCUCAUUUCAUUCCGUUGACGGACACUAUACUGCUGGAAGCCUAUGAAUGGGCAUUGGAACAGGUGGGUUCUGCGAGGGAUUUGCUACAAGACGAUAUCGGGGAAUCCCUCGUGGCCGCAACUUCCUCGCGGCCGUGA
Molecule: messenger RNA, 858 nt
Organism: Punctularia strigosozonata HHB-11173 SS5
Lineage: Eukaryota; Fungi; Basidiomycota; Agaricomycetes; Corticiales; Punctulariaceae
Product: exosome complex exonuclease rrp4
Exons: 6
Coding region: 1-858 (285 amino acids)
Biological process (GO): exonucleolytic trimming to generate mature 3'-end of 5.8S rRNA from tricistronic rRNA transcript (SSU-rRNA, 5.8S rRNA, LSU-rRNA); poly(A)-dependent snoRNA 3'-end processing; nuclear polyadenylation-dependent rRNA catabolic process
Cellular component (GO): cytoplasmic exosome (RNase complex); nuclear exosome (RNase complex)
Molecular function (GO): RNA binding
Source: RefSeq, a predicted model, not a curated record